Protomyces lactucae-debilis is the source of this 405-nucleotide messenger RNA. RefSeq lists its product as uncharacterized. The coding region runs from base 1 to 405 and encodes 134 amino acids. The transcript has a single exon. The record is from RefSeq and is a predicted model, not a curated record. NCBI's taxonomy places the organism in Eukaryota, Fungi, Ascomycota, Taphrinomycetes, Taphrinales, Protomycetaceae.
AUGCGCGCCAUUUGUGUGAUCAGCUCUAUUGUCAUGUUGGCAACGCCUUCGACAAUCCCCAGGACCACGGAGAAGUGCUUGGGCGCUGUGCCAAUCGACGGCACGAAUGAUCUUGUUGACAUCGCACAGCACAGCAUGUUUUGUCCUUCAGGGAGCUUGCAGAUUACAGGCACGGUUCUCAAGCUGGAUAUCAAAAAGUGCCAACCCGGCACUCUUGUUGAAUUCAAGCCAGAGCCACGCGAAUGCUGGGUCAUAUUCCGCGAUGAUCCACUUAAGAAGGUUUUCUGGUAUUGUGCCUCAAAAGGUUCGAAGACACGCCUCUGCAAAAAGCAUUCCUGCUACUUUCGUGUCGUCGAGGACGGAGCCUACAAGGAUGGACGCGUGCACGCUGAGAACUGCAAAUGA